Messenger RNA from Nerophis lumbriciformis (worm pipefish), 981 nucleotides. The record is from RefSeq and is a predicted model, not a curated record. Lineage: Eukaryota; Metazoa; Chordata; Actinopteri; Syngnathiformes; Syngnathidae.
AUGAACGUGAAUCAAGGGACGGUGGGCAGCGAUCCGGUCAUUUUGGCCACGGCCGGUUAUGACCACACAGUCCGGUUUUGGCAGGCCCAUAGCGGGAUCUGCACCCGAACAGUCCAGCACCAGGACUCUCAAGUGAGUUCACUUGAAGUGACACCUGACAGGAGUAUGAUAGCCGCUGCAGGUUAUCAACAUAUCCGCAUGUAUGAUCUGAACUCAAACAACCCCAACCCUGUGAUCAACUAUGACGGUGUAAGCAAGAAUAUCACCUCAGUUGGAUUCCAUGAAGAUGGACGCUGGAUGUAUACAGGGGGAGAAGAUUGCAUGGCUCGCAUCUGGGAUCUGAGGUCAAGAAAUCUACAGUGUCAGAGGAUCUUCCAGGUCAAUGCGCCCAUCAAUUGUGUGUGCCUGCAUCCAAAUCAGGCAGAGCUAAUAGUCGGAGACCAGAGUGGAGUUAUUCAUAUUUGGGAUCUGAAGACUGACCACAAUGAGCAACUGAUUCCCGAGCCAGAGGUCUCGGUCAACGCGGUUCACAUCGAUCCGGAUGCCAGUUACAUGGCGGCAGUCAACAGCUCGGGUAAUUGUUACGUGUGGAACCUGGCUGGAGGUAUGGGAGACGAGGUGACGCAACUCAUUCCCAAAACCAAAAUCCCCGCACACAAACGCUAUUCUCUACGUUGCAAAUUUAGCCCUGAUUCUACUCUCUUGGCCACCUGCUCAGCGGAUCAGACCUGCAAGAUUUGGAGGACAUCAAACUUUUCCCUCAUGACAGAAUUGAGCAUCAAGAGCAACAAUCCAGGAGAGACAUCUAGAGGUUGGAUGUGGGACUGCGCCUUCUCUGGGGAUUCGCAGUACAUUGUCACAGCUUCCUCUGACAACUUGGCUCGUCUUUGGUGUGUGGAAACCGGAGAGAUCAAAAGGGAGUAUAGCGGCCACCAGAAGGCCGUAGUGUGUCUCGCCUUUAACGACAGUGUGCUGAGCUGA